Messenger RNA from Loa loa (African eye worm), 1496 nucleotides. RefSeq lists its product as hypothetical. The record is from RefSeq and is a predicted model, not a curated record. Gene Ontology annotation, molecular function: phosphatase activity. Lineage: Eukaryota; Metazoa; Nematoda; Chromadorea; Rhabditida; Onchocercidae. The transcript is spliced from 7 exons. Gene Ontology annotation, biological process: dephosphorylation. The coding region runs from base 21 to 1346 and encodes 441 amino acids.
ACUUACAGGAGUAACAGUACAUGCUUAUUUCUUGGUAUGUGACAAUAUAUUGUAUAGUUCUCAGUUUGGAACAGGAUAUUAAUUCGGUGCCAGCAACAUCAAUUACAAUCGACGAAAAUGCAAAACUGGUGGUAUUUGGCAUGAGACAUGGCAACCGUCAUCCGGGAAAGUUUUUGAACGAGAAUUCGCGAACUUGGGGUUUUGAAGGGGUUUAUGAAUUAACACAGUUCGGCAAACGUGAAGGAUUUGGUUUUGGCAGGGAGCUUCGUGAAUUCGUCGGUCCCUUGGUUGGUAACAAUUAUAUUCAACAUGAAGCGACAUUCUAUACUUCUAGCGCGAAUCGUUGUCAAAUGACGCUACAGGUCGUUAUGGCAGGUUUAUAUCCGCCAGAUACAUUUGCCGAAUGGAAUCAUGCUCUAGAAUGGUCACCGGUACCAUACAUCAUCGAUGAUCCAAUGCUACGAAUGUAUUCCGUCCCAAACUGUAGCACUUCUCAACGAGCUUGGGAGCCAAUUAUUCAUGAUAAUUUACCUGAAUUAAUGCACAUGAUUUCUGCAAAUGCACAACUAUUGGAAUAUAUGACGGAACACACGGGAUGGAACAAAUCAAUCGAAAGCGCUUCCAACCUGGCGGAUAACAUCUUAGAAAUGAAUUUGUAUAACAUAAGCUUACCGGAUUGGAUUGAGCGACCCACUUUGAAAGAAUUUGACAAAUGGUCGAUGAAAGAGGCCAUAAUGAUGUUCCUAGAGAAGCAUUCAGUUACUUGUGUCAACUAUGAACCAUGUCGCGAUAUUAUGGGUGGUAUCUGGCUCAACCACAUUUUAACCAUUCUCCGUAAUACUGUUGAUGGACACCAAACUCAAAAACUCAUCGGUUAUGUUUCGCAUUUCGAAGUGACACUAUCGGUGAUGAAGUUAUUACGAAUAAAUCAAACCUAUCUGGACACGGCAGCCGGUUUCAUGUUGGAAUAUCGCGAUAAACCAAAUAAAUCCAUUCGACUGCUGUUUCAUGAAGCAUCAGCCAUCGAUAGACAUACCAUUCGACAGGCCGAAUAUCUCGAAGAAUUGAAAGCACUGAGCGAUCUAAAUUACUGGAUACCAUUCGAGUCAUUCUAUCAACUAGUCAAAGAUAAAGCAAUUGCGAAUUGGGAAGAAGCUUGCGGUCUAAAAGUAACACAGUGUGUGGUAUCAGGAAGUGAUAGUGAGAUAUCAUUGCAAAGAACCCUUACUGAUAGUAAUACUGAUAAUACUUUGGCUGGCCAUCCCACUACUUCUUCGGCUCGAUCUGCUGUUUCUUUCUGUAACAUUGUGAUACAUUUGCUGAUCAUUCUAUUGCUUAUUUCAUGAAGGACAGCUAUUGUUAUGGAUUAGCCUAGCACAAAGCAUUCUCAGAUUUGUCUAUACAAGCAAAAUAAAGGUAUGUGGUAGUACCACAAUCCCAUAUCUGGCUGAGGAUCACUUAUGAUGUGUUGAUGAUAAAGUAAGGAAAGAACCGUC